This is a messenger RNA of Onychostoma macrolepis, 3368 nucleotides long. It is a transcript of the gene klhl31, whose product is annotated as kelch-like family member 31. NCBI's taxonomy places the organism in Eukaryota, Metazoa, Chordata, Actinopteri, Cypriniformes, Cyprinidae. Gene Ontology annotation, cellular component: nucleus; cytoplasm. The record is from RefSeq and is a predicted model, not a curated record. The coding region runs from base 201 to 2108 and encodes 635 amino acids. The transcript is spliced from 3 exons. Gene Ontology annotation, biological process: negative regulation of protein phosphorylation. Gene Ontology annotation, molecular function: protein binding.
GAAAUAACGGAGCACCAAACGCUCCGCACUAUUUGCGCAAUCCCUUCUUCUCUGUGAGAGGAGGAGUUAAGCAGCUCUCUACUCGGACCUCUGACGGGCGUCUCUCUCUCCUGCACACCAACUUGGAGGUGCAAGUCUGUCCUUCUCCUCCACCUACUUCAUCUCGACAUAGGUCUUGGCUGUGACCCAUCACUACAGUCAUGGCACCCAAAAAGAACAAGGCUGCGAAGAAAAACAAAGCUGACAUAAAUGAGAUUACAAUUAUGGUAGAGGACAGUCCCACCAACAAAAUCAAUGGGCUCAACACUCUCCUGGAAGGUGGAAACGGCUUUAGUUGUAUCUCAACAGAGGUCACUGACCCCCUCUAUGCACCCAACCUCUUGGAGGGUCUUGGCCAAAUGAGGCAAGACAGCUUCCUCUGUGAUAUGACUGUAGCAACCAAGUCCAAAUCAUUUGACGUUCAUAAGGUCGUGAUGGCGUCCUGCAGUGAGUACAUCCAAAACAUGCUCAGGAAGGAUCCAGCCCUCAAGAAGAUUGAGCUCAGUGAUUUGUCCCCAGUCGGUCUGGCUACAGUCAUCACAUACGCCUAUUCUGGAAAACUGACCUUGUCUUUGUACACCAUUGGUAGCACGAUAUCAGCAGCCAUGCUGUUGCAGAUCCAUUCUCUGGUGAAGAUGUGCAGCGAUUUCUUGAUACGGGAGAUCAGCGUGGAGAACUGCAUGUAUGUUGUCAACAUCGCCGACACGUACAAUCUGAAAGAGACGAAAGAGGCCGCUCAGAAGUUCAUGCGGGAGAACUUCAUUGAGUUCUCAGAAAUGGAACAGUUCCUAAAGCUCACCUACGAGCAGAUCAGCGAAUUUCUCACGGACGACUCGCUCCAGUUGCCCUCUGAGCUCACAGCUUUCCAGAUCGCAAUGAAGUGGUUAGACUUCGAUGAGAAGAGGUUGAAGUAUGCUGCUGAUCUGCUGUCCAGCAUCCGCUUUGGAACCAUCUCACCCCAGGAUCUUGUUAGUCACGUGCAGAUCGUUCCCAGGAUGAUGCAAGAUUCUGAGUGCCACCGUCUGUUGGUCGAUGCCAUGAAUUACCACCUGCUGCCAUUCCAGCAGAACAUCCUGCAGUCCAGAAGAACCAAGGUCCGUGGAGGCCAACGAGUGCUGCUCACAGUGGGAGGCCGGCCUGCCCUAACCGAAAAAUCUCUCAGCAAGGACAUUCUCUACAGAGAUGAUGAUAGUGUCUGGAACAAGCUGACGGAGAUGCCCGCGAAGAGCUUCAAUCAGUGUGUUGCUGUUUUGGAUGGCUUCCUCUAUGUGGCUGGUGGUGAAGACCAGAAUGAUGCUAGGAACCAAGCAAAACAUGCUGUCAGCAAUUUCAUCAGAUAUGACCCUCGAUUCAACACGUGGAUCCACCUGGCAAACAUGAUUCAAAAGCGCACUCAUUUCAGCCUCAACACCUUCAACGGCCUCCUGUUCGCUGUAGGGGGGCGCAAUUCUGACGGCUGCCAGGCAUCUGUCGAGUGCUACGUUCCAUCUUCUAACCAAUGGCAAAUCAAAGCGCCAAUGGAAGUCCCUAGAUGUUGCCACGCUAGCACGGUUAUUGAUGGCAAGAUCUUGGUUAGCGGUGGUUACAUUAACAAUGCCUACUCUCGCUCUGUCUGUUCUUACGACCCAUCCACCGAUAGCUGGCAGGAUAAGAACAGCCUGAGCACCCCGAGAGGAUGGCACUCUUCAGCGAGCAUUGGAGAUCGUGCCUACGUUCUCGGGGGCAGCCAACUGGGAGGACGUGGCGAGAGGGUCGACGUCUUGCCAGUCGAAUGUUACAACCCUCACUCCGGCCAGUGGAGCUACGUCACCCCCUUGCUCACAGGAGUGAGCACAGCUGGUGCUGCCACCUUGAAUAACAAGAUUUACCUCCUGGGUGGCUGGAAUGAGAUUGAGAAGAAGUAUAAAAAAUGCAUUCAGGUGUUUAACCCCGAUCUUAACGAAUGGACUGAGGAUGACGAAUUGCCAGAGGCAACGGUUGGUAUCUCAUGUUGUGUUGUCACCAUCCCGACACGCAAAACACGAGAGUCGAGGGCCAGCUCUGUAUCGUCAGCGCCAGUUAGUAUAUAAGCAGCGAGGGAGUAGUGGGGACAUGUAUUUGAGUUGCUAAAUGUAAUAAAAUUUUACAAAUUUUUAUCUUACUGUUUGUUCAAAGAAAUUUUACUCACAGAUGCCAAGAUUAAUUGUCAGUUUGUGGCAAUCUCGGAAAUGUUGGAUGUCAAGUCAACAUAGAAAAUGAAAAGUUCAAUUAUGCAUACAAAGUAACAAUUAUUUAUUUGAAAACAACUAAAGAUGGAUGCAUUUCGAAGAUGGUUCGUAGGUUGUGGGAACAGGAAAAUUCAGAGAGAUUUGUCUUGGAGGUAGAUUUAUUGUUUAUAAGGUUUAUGGAAAAGGAAACGCAUACAAACAACACAUUUGUAAAAUCAAUAGUUAUCAUUUUGAUUGGGAAAUUAUUUUCCAAGUGGGGCCAAUUCUCCGGUUAUGAUUUGAUUAGUCCCUUAAAGUGCAAAAUGAGUUAAUUGCAACAUUGCAAGCUGUCCAGAUAUAUUAGACAUAUUGAUCCUUUGAUCAACAAACAAUGAAAUAACCUUUAAAAAAUGACUGCUAAUACUUAUUACUGCAUUAUUUUCCAACGAUGCCAUUCUAUUUGCACUGGAUGUAGUAUAUAUUUAUUUAGGAAAGUACACAAUGGAGCAAAGAUUGUAUAGAUUGCUUGAGAAAGCCAGAUUUUAACAUUUCACCUACAACCCAUGAGGAGUAGGUGUUCAUACAACCAGGCAGUUUAUUUGAUCAUGUAAUACACCGACAAAGACAGAGACAGCUGGCUCUUGGAAAAUCAAGCAAGUUAAUCAUAAGCAGGGUUCCUGGCAGGAGGGAAUCAUUAGGCCACAGAGAGAAGGACACAUAUCCUCAGCCCUGUAGCAUUUUAGUUGUGACCCUGUUUGAAAAACAAAAAAAACAAAAACAGACACUAUGAUGGUUUGGGUAAUGAUGUGAAGAACACUGAAUAGGACAUAAAAGGAUAUACAGUGGUGGCAUAUUUUGUAAACUGAGAGUAUAAAUAAUUUUGAAAAAUUUUGGGCCUGAACUGUCAAGAGGACAAGUAUAAAAUCCGCUUUGUUUCCUGAUGGUUCAUGAUUUUUAAUAUUCUGGUUAGAAAACAUUGUAUGAUAGGGGGAAAAAAUGUGACAACUGGACACAUUUAUUACUUUAAUAAGGUAUUGCUUAUUUAAGGUAAAUCAAUGGAUAGUAUUCACAAUAUACAUACUGUAAUACAUGUUGUCAAAUAAUAAAGCUCUGCAUAUUUAUUAAAGCUUCUUAAGAAAUGUU